Molecule: messenger RNA, 1224 nt
Organism: Phodopus roborovskii (desert hamster)
Lineage: Eukaryota; Metazoa; Chordata; Mammalia; Rodentia; Cricetidae
Product: mannose-binding protein A
Exons: 5
Coding region: 107-829 (240 amino acids)
Biological process (GO): positive regulation of phagocytosis; surfactant homeostasis
Cellular component (GO): rough endoplasmic reticulum; multivesicular body
Source: RefSeq, a predicted model, not a curated record
CAGGAUAACAGGCCUGGCAUUGAGAAGGCAACCACCAGAAGCUGGACUGGAGGGGAAGUUUCCUUCCCACCACCCCUUCGCUCCAAAGAAAACACUAGUAAGGGCCAUGCUCCUGCUCCCAUCACUCCCCAUCCUUCUCCUGUGUGUGGUGGGCAUAUCGUCAUCAAAGCCACAAACCUGUGAGGACACCCUGAAGACGUGUUCUGUAAUAGCCUGUGGCAGAGAUGGAAGAGAUGGACCCAAAGGAGAGAAAGGAGAACCAGGUCAAGGGCUCAGGGGCAUGCAGGGCCCUCCAGGAAAAUUGGGGCCUCCAGGAAAUGUAGGAAUUCCUGGACCUCCAGGAGCAAAAGGCCAAAAAGGGGAUCAUGGACACAGUGCAGCCCUUGAGGCAAAGGUCUCGAAUUUGGAGGCAGAGAUAAGGAUGUUAAAAUCUGAACUGGAGCACACCAAGAAGUUGCAUGCCUUCUCAAUGGGCAAAAAGUCUGGGAAGAAGCUCUUCGUGACCAACCGCGAAACUAUGCCCUUUGCCAAAGUAAAGGCUCUGUGCACUGAGCUCCGAGGCACUGUGGCUGUUCCCAGGAAUGCUGAGGAGAACCAGGCCAUCCAAGAAGUGGCCAAAGGCAAUGCCUACUUAGGCAUCACUGACGAGGUGACUGAAGGCCAAUUCAUGUACGUGACAGGGGGGAAACUCACCUACAGCAAGUGGAAAAAGAAUGAGCCCAAUAACCAUGGCUCAGGGGAGGACUGUGUCAUCAUGGUAGAGGGUGGGGUCUGGAAUGACAUAUCCUGUCAAGCUUCCUUCAUCGCUGUCUGCGAGUUCCCAGCCUGAGCAAGCUAGUGCCUCCAUCUUCUCUUGGGCUGCUCUCUGAAGUCAGUUGCUUCCAAAGAAAAUUCGGUACUUGUUUCCAAAGCUUAGUGUUAACUGUUCUUUCUGAGGGGAGUGGAGUUCAUUGUGGUAUGAGGACAUAAGCAGAUGCUUAUGAACAUGAGGCACCAGGGGCCAGACAAGCACAGAGCCAAGGUCACAUCUGUUUUGUUCAGGGCACAGUGCUAAGUCAGAGUGAACUGUGGAAAACUACAGAAAAUCCCUCCCUGUUGAAGGACCAAAGAUGGACAGGACCAUAUCUGUGUCGUAGUGGUCACUGAUCUCAGCCAUCAAAACAUGAAAUUCCUUUUCCCCAUGAAUUGUCACUAAGUGGUACAAAACUUGCCUGUUUGAGUCCA